Pantherophis guttatus is the source of this 5688-nucleotide messenger RNA. RefSeq lists its product as uncharacterized. The record is from RefSeq and is a predicted model, not a curated record. Gene Ontology annotation, molecular function: DNA-binding transcription factor activity, RNA polymerase II-specific; RNA polymerase II cis-regulatory region sequence-specific DNA binding. Lineage: Eukaryota; Metazoa; Chordata; Lepidosauria; Squamata; Colubridae. Gene Ontology annotation, biological process: regulation of DNA-templated transcription.
AUUGAAAGAAAAUGCCAGGGUUGAUUCUCCCCUCCCUCUGUUUGCAGAGGAGGCUCCGCCCUUCAAAGGGUUAAAGGCAGACGAGACACUGCCUAGAGAGGACGGAAGUCGGUGGAGGAAAAGUGUGAAACAGGCUUCCUACCGGAAGAUUCAAUUGCUGGCCUGCUGCCAAUCAAAGGGGCUUUGCUCUCCCUGAAUCUGUCUUGGGGGGGGGUUUCCUCUUUUGGGGACUAGAUGACCUCCCAUCCCUGCCGUGUCCCUUUGCAAUGAAGGGAGCUGCAGGGGAGCAGCAAGAGGCAGGACUGAUGUUUAGGGAGAGAUGCCAGAAAGCAGGAGAAGAAGCCCUGGAUGGAAAUUGAUCCAAGAGAGAAGCAACCUGGAAUUAAGGAGAAACUUCCUAACAGUGAAGACAAUUAACCAGUGGAACAGCUUGCCACCAGACGUUGUGGUUGCUCCAACACUGGAGGUUUUCAAGAAGAGAUUGGACAACCAAUUUCAUCCCUGGAGAGGUUUCUUUAAAAAAAAAGUCUGGAACAGCCACCUAUCUAAAAUGGUAUAAGGUCUCCUGCUUGAGCAGAGGGUUGGACUAGAAGAUCUCCAAGGCCCCUUCCAACUCUAUUCUGAUCGAUCGAUUGAACCAUUUGCCUGGAAUGGUACAGUGUUACUAAUAAAGGAGAAUAUUUGUAGCUCCGGGUUUGACAUGAGGGGCGGGGGGUCCUCGGUGCUCUCUGAGCUUGCUUGAUUUCUUGCAGACAUUUUAUUACCCAACUAGGUAACAUCAUCAGUGCUAGGAGGGAGUGGAGUUUGCUCUCAGUUUCUAUUCCGGUGGCUUGCCCUGCCUGUGUUGGUGGGGGGGCCAUCUUAGAGGUUCUUUGGUUGGGUCCUGUACUGUUGGCUCUUUGGCAGUUUCUUGACCGGGGUAUUGCUUACUUGAUAGUUGAUCUGAAGUUAACCUUGGAGUUAAUCUAUGCUGGUCUGGAUGCUGAUUGCUGGUGAAGAGGUGCUGGAGUCUUUUUGUUCUUGGCUGGGUAAUGGUAUAGUGUAGUGUCUCCUGCUUGAUCAGGGGGUUGGACUAGAAGACCUCCGGGGUCCCUUCCAACUAUAAUGAUGAUGAUGAUUAAACAGAGUGAAGACAAUCAAAGAAGUCCCCCAUUUUCUGGAAGGGUCACUGACUGACCUCUUGUGUUCACACACACACACACACACACACAGAGUGUGUGAGAGAGAGAGAGAGAGCCUGAGUGGCGUAGGAGGCUAAUGCCUCCUACUAAGGCAGCAUUUAACAUCCAGCUGCCUGCAAUUACUGCGAGUUCAAUUCUCACCAAGUUCAAGAUCGACUCAGCCCUUCAUCCUUUCUAAGGUGGGUAAAAUGAGGACCCGGUUUGUGGGGGCAAUAAGCUGACUUUGUAUAAAAUAUACAAAAGUAUGAAGGCUAUUGCUUAACACAUUGUAAGCUGCCCUGAGUCUCCGGAGAAGGGCGGCAUAUAAAAAUAAAUAAAAAUAAAAAAUAAAAAAUAAAAUAAAGAGAGAGAGAGAGAGAGAGAGAGAGAGAGACAGUAGAAGACCCCAAGGUCCAUUCAAACUCUGAUGAUGGUGAAAGCAAGAAGCCCUUUUGUAGUUUUAAGAGAUUUUCAGUUCUUUCAGCAUAAUUAUUCACCUGACCGACUGUCCUUGCAGGUUUGACACUUCGGGUUUGGAGGAGGGUGGGCUUAUUGAGAGCUUGUGAGAGUUGGGGUGAGCUUCCAGCAUUACGAAUAAAUAAAAAUGGGUGCUCUUCGUAGUUGUUGCUCCUUUUCCAUUCCGCUAAUGUGAGAGUGGAAGAAUAUUUUUUUUGAUUUCUUGAAGCAGCUGUGCUCGUUUCUUUCUAGAAAUGGACGGAUGAACAGAAAGCCGGGUGGGUAAGAGAGUGAAAAGGCUCUAUGGUCAGGCAAAGGGAGAUGGCAGGCAGAGAAAGCGGUUUGGGCACGUCCUGAACAGACAACAGACGUUAAUUGUGUUGUUGAACACAAAUGCACUUCCUAGAAAGAACUGUGUUUUAGGGACUCCUGUUUCCAUCUUUGGCUUGGCACCCAAGCCUUUCAAUUCAAAGAUAAAAGAGUGCAUGUUGCUUGUCAGUCUGCAGACUUCUUUUUGCCUUAACACUACACGCCAAGGUUGGCAUUGCACUCUGUUAAGGCCAAAUUGGAAAGAAAUAGAGUUCCUUCGGGCUUGCUAGAGGUUCUCCUGGGGCAUAAAAAAACAAGAUGGAGGAACAAGGCUCAGCUGGUCCUGAAGGAAAAGAAGGCCGCGAUCCCACCCUGUCCGAGAGCAGUGAAGAAUGUUGGAAAAAAAGAGUGCAGGAGAUUUUGGAGAAAGACCCAGAGGUUCAUCGCCAGCGUUUCAGGGACUUCUGCUACCGGGAGGCGGAAGGUCCCAGAGAGAUUUGCAGUCAUCUCCACCAUCUUUCCCAGCAGUGGCUUCAACCGGAGAGACACACCAAGAGCCAGAUGCUGGAUCUGGUGAUCCUGGAGCAACUGCUGGCCAUCCUGCCGGUGGAGAUGUCCAGCUGGGUGAGGGAAUGCGGAGCAGAGAACAGCUCCCAAGCGGUGGCCCUGGCCGAAGGCUUCCUCCUGAGUCAGAUGGAGCAGAAGAAGCUGGAGGAGCAGCAACAGAUAAAUCACUUCUUUAUAAAAAUGGAUUACUAUUUCCCUGCAACAGAGGAGGUCCUGCUGGACACUGUAGUAGGAAAUCCUUUUCAAACAGGGAUCCUGCAAGAAGAUGUCAGAGGAAUCACAUUGCAAGGGGACGAAUUGAUGCUGGCAAACAGUAUAGAGCCCUCUGUUUUUCUCUGCGGUGAAAUAGAAACCGUGGUUGACCCAGAUCAGGAUCUGGCCACUAUUGAAGAGCUGGCUGUUUAUUUCACAGAGGAAGAGUGGGUUCUGUUGGAUCCUGACCAGAAAGCUCUCUAUAAGCAAAUCAUGGAAGAGAAUUUUGAAAUCGUGACUUCUCUCAGACAUGACCAAUAUAAAGUGAAAGAAAACCCGACGGGGACAAAACCAUACAUGUGUUUGGAGUGCGGAAAAAGUUUCGGUUAUAAAAUCAAUCUUACCUCUCAUCAAAGAAUUCACACAGGGGAAAAACCCUACAAAUGCCUGGAGUGUGGAAAAUGCUUCAGCCAGAGUUCCAGCCUCAUCAAGCACAAACGAAUUCACACAGGCGAGAAACCCUACGUAUGCCUCGAGUGCGGAAGGCGCUUCAGCCAGAGUUCCAGCCUCACGAAGCACAAACGAAUUCACACUGGCGAGAAACCGUACACAUGCUUAGAAUGCGGCAGGAGCUUCGGGAAGAAGAUAAAUCUCACGUCCCAUCAGAGAAUUCACACCGGGGAGAAACCCUACCAGUGCUCGGAAUGCGGGAAGACUUUUAGUCACAAAAUCAAUCUCAUUUCUCAUCGGAGAAUUCACACCGGAGAGAAACCCUAUCGAUGUCGGGAGUGCGGGAAGUGUUUUAGCCAGAAUACGGGCCUGACGAAACAUCAGAGGACACACACGGGCGAGAAGCCUUAUAAGUGCUUAGAAUGCGGGAAGACAUUUGGUCAGAAGACGAAUCUCACCACUCACCAAAGAAUUCACACAGGGGAGAAGCCGUACGUGUGUUUGGCGUGUGGGAAGAGCUUCAGUUACCGGACUGCUCUGACUUACCACGAAGGAACCCACACUGAGGGGAAGCCAUAUAAAUGCUUAGAAUGCGGAAAGAGCUUCACUCAGAAAAUUCUACUUGUGAAGCAUUACGGGACUCAUUCAGAAGAGAAAAUGUUCCCCUAUUUGGAAUGUGACAAUCCAACUACGUAUCUCGCUGCGCACCAACACAUCUUCAAAAAGCCGAAACUUCACCAGUGUCUGCAGUGCGGGAAAACUUUUAGUCGGAGCACGGGGCUCCGGAAUCACCAACUCCUCCAUGAAGGCGGGAAGGAGUGCGCUUGUUUGGUCUGUGGAAAAAGCUUUGGUCACAAGCUCAUCCUCAAUUGUCACGAAAGGAUCCACACCGGGGAGAAACCGUACAAGUGUUUGGAAUGCGGCAAAAGCUUUAAUCAUAAGAAAAACCUCUCGAGGCACCACCGAAUCCACACCGGGGAGAAACCGUACAGGUGCUCAGAAUGUGGGAAGUGUUUCAGUCAGAAAAUAGACCUCACCAAACAUCAAAGAAUUCACACCGGAGAGAAACCAUAUAAAUGCUCGGAGUGCGGGAAGAGUUUCAGCCAGCGUACCAACCUUUUCCAACAUCAGAGCAUUCACACAGGGGAAAAAUACACCUGCUUAGAAUGUGGGAAAAGUUUCAGUCAUAAGAAAAACCUGACCAGACAUCAAAAAAAUGCACACAAGGUAGAGAUAUUAUAAAUGACAGGCGAGUGUCAAUAAACGUUGGUAGGAAAGAAAAUCGCUCAUCAAUCAACUUACAUGAGGGAGAAACCCAUAUAAAUUAUUUGUUUGGAAUUCAUUCAGAUUAAAGUUUGAUUCUCAGGCAAAAGUCAGGAGGAAGCAUGCGACCACGGGAAAAAUCCCACAGCAAUUGGUAAUCUCUCAUACCACCGUUGAUUUUUAUUGCAUUUUGGUAUUGUUAAUUUUUAUUGUCUUGUUGUUCAUUCAUUUGUCCGCAUUUUUGCAAACUGUCAUUCAUGUAAGGAUAAUUGACUUCUUUGGAUAGCAGAUUCUAUACUUUCAAUAUAGACUAAGAAUACCUGGUUAUUAUCUUUGAGUCCAGAAAAAGAUCUCACUUUUCAUUUUUUCCACGACCCUGUGAUAUUCUCAUUUGUCUAUUUCCUAAACCUCUUUUUUAAUCUUGGCAACUUCAAAGAUGUAUGGACUUCAACUCACAGAAUUCCCUAGCCGGCUGGGGAAUUCUGGGAGUUGAAGUCCACCCACCUUAAAAUUGAAAACUAAAAUAUUCUGACUUUUUCUCCUCAGGAAAGUGAACUUUAAAGGAGGAAGGCGUUUGAAAAAAGGUGCUAUAGAAACCUACAAAGCAAUCAGUUUUUUAAAAAAAUUAAACUAUUAUGAAUACAUAAAGUGAAGAAUUGAGACAAUGUGCAUAGUAAGUCUUUUUAGGGUGUGUGUGUGUGUGUGUGUGUGUGUGUGUGUGUGUAACACACACAUUCCUCAGUACCUCAGUGUGUAUCUUUAGAAGAAUGUGGAAGAGAACAGAUUUAUCUCUGUCAAAUUGUCCUUCAUUGGAAAUCUAAUUUAAACUGUUGAAAAAUGUUUACAAUCAUUUUUUAGAAAAAUUGACAUUUCAAUUAAGGAAAGACAGUGUACAUAUGAAGCACAUACGCAUGUACACACAAGUAUACACAUCUACAACUUUUGACAAUAGUUGACAUGUACUACUGUAGUUUAUGGUAUUUUCAUUAGAACUGCAUUUUUUUUCUUUAUCACAUCCAUAAUCUUUCAUUACUUUCCCUCUCACUUCUGUUCUUUAGAACUUUUUGGGUCAUCUCCUUAUAAUCUUUCUAACAUGCAGCAAAAGUUUUAAUCACAGGUCAAUUUAAUUGUCACUUGUUUUAAUAUAUAUAUAUAUAUAUAUAUAUUUGUAUGGUGCUCUUUGCUAUUGUAUUUGUAUGUGAUACAGUUGGUUGUAGACCAUCCUGAUGUUCCCCAAAAGAAUGAAGGAGAACAUCUGUCAUUUUAAAUAAUAAAUAUGUUUGAGACUUUU